GGACCGGUCAUUCUGCCGAAAACCACCAAAGAAGCAAUAUGCCUGAGCACUGUGCGGCGUAUUGCUGUCAAAACCGGCGGGCCAUUCAAAACAGGUCUCGUGGGACUACUUUUCACAACAUUUCGUUAGACCACCCGACUGGAGACAGAGAAAUGGAAAAUGUGCAUCUGGCUGUGGAGGAGGAUGAUCUUUAUUCGGGUUACAAUGACUAUAAUCCAACAUUCGACUCUGAGGAGCUGGAGAAUGAUGUGGGCUUCCAGCAAGCAGUGAGGACGAGUCAUGGAAGAAGACCUCCGAUGACUGCCAAGUUUCCAGGCACUGCCAUUGGAGGUCGGCCUUUAGUGUCUUCCAUUGGAUCUCGGAUUCCCAUGGCCUCUUCAAUGGGUAGACCCGUGACUGGAGCUGUACAGGAUGGAAGUGCCCGACCAAUGACUGCUGUCAGAGCAGCAGGUUACACCUCCUCCCUGACCCGUGGUUCCAACUUUGACCCUUUGGGCCAGUCCAAAGGCCCUGCACCUCCACUUGAAGCAAAGAAUGAGGACACGCCUGAGGAGAAGAUCAAGAUCCUGGAGAAGAAAGUGAACGACCUGAUAGAAGAGAGCUGCAUGGCACAGAGCAUGGGAGCCUUACAACUGGCUCUUGAAAAAGCCAAAGAGGCGGGGAGGAAGGAGCGAGCACUGGUGAGACAGAGAGAACAGUCUGGCAAUGUGGACCACAUCAAUUUAGACCUCACCUACUCUGUUUUGCUCAACCUUGCCAACCAGUAUGCAAACAACGAAAUGUACCCAGAGGCCCUGAACAGCUACCAGGUCAUUGUGAAGAACAAGAUGUUCAGUAACGCAGGCCGUUUGAAAGUCAACAUGGCCAACAUCUACGUCAAACAGAAGAACUACCCUAAAGCCAUCAAGUUCUACCGAAUGGCUCUGGAUCAGAUCUCCAAUGCUCACAAGGAGAUGAGGAUCAAAAUCAUGCAGAAUAUCGGCCUGGUCUUCAUCCGCAUGGGCCAGUACUCUGAUGCCAUAACAUCUUUUGAACACAUCAUGAGCGAGAGCCCCAACGUUAAGACAGGCUUCAACCUCAUCCUUUGCUACUAUGCCAUCGGCGAUAGGGAGAGGAUGAAGAAAGCUUUCCAGAAGCUCAUCUCUGUUCCUCUGGGCAUCGAUGAUGAAGACAAGUACAUUCCAACUAAUGAUGACACCACCUCCAAUAUGGUCACUGAGGCUAUUAAGAACGACAAACUUCACCAGAUGGAAAGAGAUUUAAAAGUUCUGGCUGAGAAGUACAUCAUGACUGCAGCCAAGCUCAUCGCACCAGCCAUUGAGACUUCUUUUGCUACUGGAUUUGACUGGUGUGUGGACAUGGUGAAGAGUUCUCAGUACGUUGAGCUUGCCAACGAUCUUGAGAUAAACAAAGCCAUCACCUACCUCAGACAGAAGGACUUCAAUCAGGUUGAGGCAGUGGAAACUCUGAAGACCUUUGAGAAGAAGGACAGCAGAGUGAAGAGUGCUGCAGCAACCAACCUCUCUUUCCUCUAUUUCCUGGAGAAGGACUGUGACCAGGCUGACCGAUAUGCUGACCUGGCCAUGAAUGCAGAUCGCUACAACCCGGCCGCACUCAACAACAAAGGCAACACAGUGUUUGUCAAGCAAGACUAUGAAAAGGCUGCCGAGUUCUACAAAGAAGCACUGAGGAAUGAUUCCUCCUGCACUGAGGCCCUCUACAACUUGGGUCUAACCUAUAAGAGACUGAAUCGUCUGGAGGAGGCUCUGGACUGCUUCUUGAAGCUCCAUGCCAUUCUGAGGAACAGUGCUCAAGUCAUGUACCAGCUGGCAAACCUCUAUGAGCUUUUGGAAGAUCCCCAACAGGCUAUCGAGUGGCUGAUGCAGGUCAUCAGUGUAACUCCCACUGACCCUCAGGCACUGGCCAAACUGGGAGAGCUGCAUGACACUGAGGGGGACAAGUCCCAGGCUUUCCAGCACUACUAUGAGUCCUUCAGGUACUUCCCCUCCAACAUCGAUGUGAUUGAGUGGCUCGGGGUUUACUACAUCGAGACACAGUUCUGUGAGAAGGCCAUUCAGUACUUUGAAAGAGCCACACUCAUACAGCCAACCCAGGUGAAGUGGCAGCUAAUGGUGGCGAGCUGCUACAGAAGAAGUGGUAACUACCAGAGAGCCUUGGAAACGUAUAAAGACAUUCACCGCAAGUUCCCAGAAAAUGUUGAAUGCCUGCGUUUCUUGGUGAGGCUGUGCACAGACAUGGGACUGAAGGAAGUGCAAGACUACGCCACCAAGCUGAAGAAGGUGGAGAAGAUGAAGGAGAUCAGAGAACAGAGGGUUAAGUCGGGGCGGGAGGGCAGUGCCAGAGGUCGCAGAGAAGGCAGAGAGAGCAGCGCCGGGAGUGCUGGCGUCUCCACACCUGUCCUCACCUCUCCUAAGAAGGCCAGCAUCAUGGAGUUGGAUGUUAAAGCAGUGUCUCGACCUGAGUCUAAACAGCUCAGUCCACUGUUGGACUCAGGGAGAGGUAUGUAAGAUUCUCACUCCAAAUGAAUCCCAGUGAAACCUGUAGGUUUGUAGAAUUGUGCUUCUGGCCACUUGGUCAACAAAAACUUUAUAAGACUCAAUAACUUCUCAUUUAUAGCUCUCCAGGGAGGGUUUAAGCAUUUUUGAUACAUUUACAACUCAACAAACUGCUCAAAAUGAAAGUGAGAAUCAGUAUUUACGUUUUACUUCACAACAACUUACACAGUAAGUGUAAUAAUUUGUGAUCAAUCCUCUAAAAAAAGUAGUGAUUUUUAAUUAUAGUUUGCCUGUAAGGAUGUCUGUGUGGUUUGUUAACCAACCAAUCGAUUAGUCCUAUGAGACGGACCUAGAGAUGCACGAGUUUACGUUUACAAGUUUCCCAGAUUGUUGUUCCUGCAAUUCGCUCUCAUGCUCUUUUUUUCCUCAUGUCAUGACCAGAAGGAUAGUUCUGCUUCACCCUCUCAUCAAAGCUGUAAACAACAACCAGAGUGACACAAUGCGGAGGCGGGGACCUUUGCUUGGCAUAUUUGGCGGCCUGGCUGUGUUCCCCUCUCCUGAUUCAAUCUGUGUUGCAGCCUGUCACAGACAGUUCUGUUACGCCAUGUUUAAUUACCCGCCAGCACAAAUUUAUUAACUUUAUUAACUAUUUAAUUCACCCACAUUUGGCUGGUGGGGUGCUAAGUUCCAACCCUCUAAUCUAUCUUCAGCUGUCUGACUCUUCCACUCUAAUGGAGCAACAACGCAUCACCUUGCUCACAGUAUCGCAAUAUAUUAAAUCACACACCCUGUAUCAUGAUAUGUAUUGUUUCGCCCUAAUGAGCAAUUGUACUUAGCCAGUCUGUAUUAAUGAUCAGCUAAAGUCUUCAAUCACGUCAACCUCCCGCAGUUAUUUCAAAGCAAUUUAUUUAUUAUGUAUUUCUACAGGACACGUUAUUCAUUAUCUUGGUUAAUGUGCCAAUGUUAGUCAAAAGUUCAAUUUUAAACUCGUCACUUGGCCGGAAGUUUGAUUAGCCACAUUAGCCAAAUGUUAGAUUUUGUGCUUUAAUUUAUCUUCAAUGUGCCAUGAGAAAUGUUAAAAAAGAUAUAUGUUUAAAAAAAUGAAAGAAAGAAAGAAUCGGACUAAGGUGGCUUUAAACCACAGCAGUAAUUUGAUGGACUUUCCCUUUAAGCCAGCAAGCAAGACUUUAUUUAUAUAGCACUUCACUUAAUGAGCCACAUUCCAAUAGAAAUAUGGAAAAUUGCUCACAGUUUCAUUGGAUUUAUAUCAACUUCUCAAUCUUCGUGUUAUGUUUUAUAAAAGCGCUGCAUCUGCACAACCAUAUUUUGUAAGAAAUUAAUACAAAUCCUUUUUACUGCUUUAUACCAUCUGUGUGAAGUUUUGAGCACUGCGCACUGCCAUAGCAGGAGUGAGUGGUUAGAGCAGCUUUCUGUAGGUAAACACACAAGUCGAGAAACUUAAGUAUGGUGUCUCGGUCAAAACACCUGAAUCCGGUCCAGAAACCUUGGCUGACGGGCGGCUGCGAUGUUGGACUGCGGUCAGUGUUUGCACUGAGGGCGUGGGUGUGAUCACCCAAACCUUUCAGAUAUUUGAGAAAACCUCUGGUGCACCUGAGAGUUUUGCCUCUUCUGUAAGGUGUGCAUAUUUUCAGCACUGUAAAUUUUGUGUUUGUAUGUAUGUCGAUGCUGAGAGUGUGUUUUCUCACACAUCCAAACUUGUGUCAUUCUUUGAUGUAAAACCGGAGCAUUAAAUUAACAAAAAUAGGCCAGGAUUGUAAUACUGAUAUCAUAAAGCCAGUAUGUGUUGUCCUUAUAUUUGACCUUUUUAUGACCUUAUGGUGUUUUAAGUGUUUUACCAAACACGUUUGGGCAGGAAAAGUUGCAGAAGUUGCCUGAAAGGUGACUCAUCAAUAUUGACCCUCACAACCCGUAUCAACCCCCCACAAAAAUAUAAUGGCUAUUCAUGCUGUGGAGAGUAACAAAGCUUUCAACUUUAAUUGUGGAAACUGUAACACACAAUUAAUUUGAAGUCCGGCUUCCAGUCUGACUUGUCAUCCGUCUUUUCUGCGUCUCCCUGUUGUGUAUUACGAAAGAGAAAAGAAAAAAAAAAAGGACAUAGAGAGAAAAAGGUUGAUUUUCCAGCAGAGGUUUCAGUUUUGCCAGCAGUAUGUGAGGCCUCAUGUGAGAUGUUUGGGGCUGAGAAGGAAGAAUAUCAGGCCUCCUUCUCCUUCCUGUUUUCCAACUUUCUGUCUUUGCUCUCGUCAGUUUUCCAAGGCUACCUGGCAGCCAGAUGUGGGCUGCUGCUGUCUGGAAUCAUGUCUGUCCUUCGGCUCAUUAGUCCGCUCUGUCAGCUUGUCAUCUGAGCCUAUACCACACACACACACACACA
Scatophagus argus is the source of this 4905-nucleotide messenger RNA. It is a transcript of the gene ift88, whose product is annotated as intraflagellar transport 88 homolog. Gene Ontology annotation, biological process: kidney development; inner ear receptor cell stereocilium organization; intraciliary transport. The record is from RefSeq and is a predicted model, not a curated record. Gene Ontology annotation, molecular function: kinesin binding. The transcript has 27 exons. Bases 39 to 2528 code for a protein of 829 amino acids. Gene Ontology annotation, cellular component: ciliary basal body; centriole; non-motile cilium. Lineage: Eukaryota; Metazoa; Chordata; Actinopteri; Scatophagidae.